This is a messenger RNA of Monascus purpureus, 5409 nucleotides long. The record is from the annotation of a GenBank genome assembly. Lineage: Eukaryota; Fungi; Ascomycota; Eurotiomycetes; Eurotiales; Aspergillaceae.
CUGCAGCCUGCUCCCUCCACACCCGAAGCUGGGGAUUCUGGCGAGUUGAAGAAGUGGUGAUCGUCGUUUGCAAGGGUCUCUUCUUGGUGUGUUUAUCUUUUUUCCAAUUUGAUUAUUCUCGUACUGGCUUGUCGACUCCUGUCCGUUCUCGCGCAGUGCAACCCCACGACUAGACUGCUCACCGCAAAGCCUCCGGCUCUGGUAUGGUAGCUGUUGUACACUCUGCAUAACGUCUUUCUAUUGUUAGUAUUGACAAACUGAAUAUAGCGUUGCGCAUAUUGCUUGACUGCCCGCCCAACCCGACCCUAAAACUGGUCGUUUCUACCUUCACUUAAGCUUUUACUGCCUCCGCCGGCGAUUUUGGGUUGGUCUCUCUCACUAGCUUUCCCUCGCACGCACACCUCGGCGACUCUCGUUCGCUCCUCCCCCAGCCUGAUACGAUGAGCUACUAUACACUAUGAAAGAUCCCAGUUUGAAUAUGGAUGGAAGUAAACCCUCAAGUCAAGAGACGGUUUACGCCAAUGGUGAAUCCCGCAAGAAUCAAGGCAAAUCAGCCCGUGUGGCUUUUGGGCCGGAGUUGGAAAGACACAUCCCACCUCGUGACAAAUCCCCUAUUCCGUCGCUUCCACAUCAGCGAUCAUUCUCCACAGUCGAGAAGAACCAAUCCCUGGCAGCCAGACCCACCAGCUCUUCCACGGAAGAGGGAACAGUUAUUUCGAAAACUACUUCCCGAUUGCCUUCCGACUAUCUGUCAGAUGUCGAACGACCGAAACCAACUCUGAAAAGGGCGAAAAGUGACUCGGGUCACAGGCUGGGGACCAAUAAGGCAAUCAGCGACGAUGAUGAGGAUUUCGCCAUGAGGCAUGGAUGGCAAGAAGAAUAUACCUCCACCGAGUAUCUUAAGAUACUACAUUCGAAUUUCUACAUGUACUUCACAGAGAAGCGCCACGAGACAGAUGGCAUUCCAAGAGAUCCUAUUGGAAGCUGGCCCAGCCAGGACUGGCGCAUGAAAGAUCGCUUGAAAACGGUAUCUGCUGCUCUGGCUAUUUGCCUGAACAUUGGUGUCGACCCCCCUGAUGUGGUGAAGACGAAUCCCUCAGCGAAGUUAGAAUGCUGGGUUGAUCCCACGUCGACGACCGGUGGCGGUCAGAACAAGAUAAUGGAGCAGAUAGGAAAGAAACUGCAAGAGCAGUAUGAGACACUCAGCCUAAGAACUAGAUAUAAGCAGUAUCUGGACCCGUCAGUCGACGAGACCAAGAAAUUUUGCAUAUCACUUCGUCGUAACGCCAAAGAUGAACGGGUGCUCUUCCAUUAUAAUGGCCAUGGUGUCCCACUGCCCACCCAGUCAGGCGAGAUCUGGGUUUUCAACAAAAACUAUACACAGUACAUUCCUGUGUCCUUAUAUGAUCUUCAGUCUUGGCUUGCCGGUCCUAGUCUCUUUGUCUUCGAUGUCUCACAUGCUGGAAAUAUCAUUCAGAAUUUUCACACCUUUGUUGAAAAACAUGAAAGGGAAAAUAUUGAGACAAAAAGACGAGACCCGAAUGCCAUCACGCAGAACUAUGGUGAUUGCAUGCUUCUCGCUGCCUGUCAGAAAGUCGAAUCUCUCCCAACCAACCCCGACCUGCCUGCGGAUCUGUUCACUUGCUGCCUGACUACACCCAUAGAAAUAGCACUGCGGUAUUUCAUCCUCCAGAAUCCUCUUUCGACGAACCUUUCCAUCGAUGAAUUCAGGGUCCCUGGCCGACUACAGGACCGGAGAAGCCCCCUCGGCGAGCUGAAUUGGAUUUUCACUGCAAUCACUGAUACGAUCGCAUGGAAUACUUUGCCCCGCGCUCUUUUUAAGAAGCUCUUCCGACAAGAUCUUAUGGUGGCUGCGUUGUUCAGAAAUUUUCUACUUAGUGAGCGGAUCAUGCGAACCUACAAAUGCCACCCUAUCUCCUUUCCGGAGCUGCCAGAAACUCACAACCAUGCACUUUGGAAGAGUUGGGAUCUGGCGGUUGAGAUGGUGCUGUUUCAACUUCCUGCUCUUAUUGAUCACGAGGAGGGGCGUAGGCAGUACGAAUACCAGCAUUCUACUUUCUUUGCUGAACAGCUUACGGCAUUUGAGGUUUAUCUGUCCUCCGGGCCGACCGAGAAGAACCCGCCAGAUCAGCUUCCAAUUGUCCUACAAGUCCUUUUGAGUCAGGCGCACAGGCUUCGAGCAUUAAUCCUCCUGAGCAAGUUCCUCGACUUGGGUCCUUGGGCUGUUCAUCUUGCCUUGAGCAUUGGCAUAUUCCCUUACGUUGUCAAGCUACUACAGUCAGCAGCUCAAGAAUUGAAACCGGUUAUGGUCUUCAUCUGGGCGAGAAUCAUGGCGGUAGAUCACACAGUCCAGAAUGAUCUCUUGAAAGAUAACGGAAUUCAUUACUUCAUAUCGAUUCUUAAUCCGUCCUCGCCAAUUCCUGUUGGAAACGCCAGUGAGCAUCGUGCAAUGUGUGCUUUCAUUGUUUCAAUUUUCUGCAAGAAUUAUCCUCAGGGACAGAAUGUCUGUCUUUCGACGGAGCUAUAUGAUUCUUGCUUGAAACACUCGACGGACGUUGAAAAUCCUCUGCUGCGACAGUGGUCGUGCCUCUGUUUGAGUAUGCUCUGGUCUGACUUCCCUGAAGCGAAAUGGAUGGGCAUUCGGUGUGCCGCACCCGCAAGGCUUUGUGAGCUCAAUUUUGACCCUGUGCCAGAGGUCCGGGCCGCCAUGUUACAUGCCUUGACUACAUUUCUGGGCAUUCCAGACCUCACAGAUCAAGUAGCCCAGAUUGAAGAGUUUUUGGCCAUGGCAGUUCUUCCUAUGGCCUCAGAUGGCAGUGUGCUCGUUAGGAAGGAGCUUCUCGUUUUCUUGUCUACCUUCGUAAAGCGCUAUCAAAACAAGUUUGUCGUGUCAGCCUACGAGGAGCUUCUGGAGGAAAAAGAAGCUCUCCUUCGCAAAACUCAGAGCCAGAAAUUGGAAGCGAUUCAUGUUGAAUCAAAGCAAAACGAUCUCGGGAAUAUAACUUCAAAGCCACAGCUAUUGUCUCACAACACGACCUUUGGCGCGAUCUGGAAACAGCUUCUCAUUCUAUCCGUCGAUCCACAUCCCGAUAUCUCACAGGAUGCAGGCAUGAUCGUUGAUUUCGUCCACUUUGCUCUAUUGCAAUCCCCCAUGGCGUCUCUAGCGGAAGGCGUCAGAAAUGAGAUUUCUGUACUCACAGGUCGUACUUUACAGAAAACACAGGCUCGAGAAACACCGGAAGCGAAGAAAGCCGUGCGCCCUCCAACUCCUCCCAGCCAAGCCCCUCCGAAGCAAGAGGGAUACAUCUCCUUGGGCAUCAAACGAACAGCUAGUGUUGCUGCGUCACUAAAGAAUUUCGCUUUUGGCAGCUCUUCUGCCGAGCCGCUACCCCCAGCAGUUUCGAAGACAAAUGCUUCACCGCCGAUAAGUAGGAUGCCCAUUACACCCCGAGGUCGAGCUCCGCCAGAAUGGACCCGGCCGCCAGAGGUCAAUGACCAACUGGCACCCGCUACGGCGUAUCACCAAGCCCCAACCCCUAUAUCCCGCGGAUUUGUGCUGAGGGACACGUCUAUUUUACCCAAAUUACCCCUGAAGAGCAGAUUCCUAGAUUGGGCUACUGAGGUAAUCCCCAACGUUCUUCACAGCGUAACCCAAGAGAACCCAGAAGAGAAUCAGAAAGUUCUUACAAGUAGCCAGUAUUUCCGGGAACCCCAAAUGAAGCCGAACGAACCAGAUGAACCUGGUAGCGCAAAUUACAACGAACGUCUAUGGAGACGCGGUCGUAACGAAAGGAUCAUCGCGGAGACGCAACCCCUUAAGGGAAGAGCAGGCAGCAAUCGAUGGGAUAAUUCGAUUGCACUUUUUACGAAUACCACCCGGCCAUCGAAGAUGUGCUUCCAUCAGUUUGAGGACCAUCUCGCGGUUGCCGACGACAGAGAUACUGUUUCGAUUUGGGACUGGCAGAGCCAUAAACGUCUCAGCCGCUUCUCUAAUGGAAACCCUCCAGGCUCAAAAAUAAAUGAAUUCCGUUAUAUAAAUGAGGAUGACCAGGCACUUCUGAUGACAGGCUCUUCUGACGGAGUUCUCAAAGUUUUCAGAAAUUAUGAAUCCGAGAAGAAUGUCGAAAUUGUUACGGCAUUCAGGGCAUUGCCGGAACUUAUUCCUAGCAAUAGAAACGCAGGCCUUGUUUUUGACUGGCAACAAGGCCAGGGCAAGGCUUUGGUCGCAGGUGAUGUAAAGGUCAUUCGGGUGUGGAAUGCUGCGACUGAAGUCUGCACUAAUGAUAUUCCUGCACGCUCGGGUUCUUGCAUCACUUCCUUGACAUCCGAUCAGGUUGCUGGGAAUGUCUUCGUAGCUGGAUUCGGAGAUGGCGCAGUUCGUGUCUUCGAUCAACGCCUGAAACCCACAACAGCCAUGGUCAAGGUCUGGCGUGAGCAUAAACAGUGGAUCACCAAUGUGCACAUGCAACGUGGUGGCCUGAGGGAGUUGAUCUCUGGCAGCAGAAAUGGCGAGGUAAAGCUUUGGGAUCUCAGGAUGGAUAGUCCUAUCUCGACUAUUUAUGCGACCAGGGAUACUCUGCGCACCUUAAGUGUCCAUGAACAUGCUCCAGUUUUUGUUGUUGGUACGAACCGCCAUGAAGUCAAAACUUUCAACGUCGACGGCACUUACCUCUCUACCUUCGAGCCGUAUUCGAGCUUCCUCCAUCACACCCGAUCUGCUCCUAUUUCGUGUACGGCUUUCCACCCCCACCGUACAUUGCUUGCAUGUGCUGCUCUUAAUGAUAACCACAUCAAUCUCGUUGCUUGCUGAAUCGAUACGAUAUAUCUUUUGUUGGGGGUUCCUUUUCAGGGCAUUACACUUGCCCUUUUUGAUGAUUCAUCUGUUUUUAUUAAUUCUGUAUGCAACCACCUUAGCAGUAGUAAGUAUGGCGCCUUGGGUCAUGAUGUUUGCAAUUUCUCUUUCGGGGAUGUUCUUUUUCUUCCUCAUUACUUUUCGAUCUUACUUGUUACUAUCUUAUUGACAAGGUCUUCAUAUUUAAUCCACGAAGCAAUGAUUUUUGGUGUGGGUUGGUGGUGUUGCCGAAGUUCUAUUGCACAAGGUCUUGUUUUUCUUUCCCCUUUUGUUUUCUUAUUACCUCUUUUCCUCCUUCUGUAUAUUUUCCCUACUUCUACUUUGUAAUCCUUUCUCCCCGUCCUGCACUUCGUUGCCUCACAACUAGAAUGUGAGUGAAUAUGGCCCUUAUACAGUAUCAAUUUUCACACGUGUCUGUGCAGAGUACAGUCGGAUAGAGUUAAUGAUGUUCUGUACAUUGAUCAAUCAGUCAGUCAGUCAGUAUUUAUUAUUCUUGAAGGUAGGUAGGAUAGAUACUUACAAUGCAAUACAAUUAG